GCACCGCUUGUUGCCAACUUCCCGUCAGUCAUUUUGUUCGGUGGCUGUAUUUCUAUGGUCGACGAUAUCGUUAAAAAUCUUUAACAUCGGCUAGUAAUUUCCAAAGUGACAUUAUGAGUCAAGCAAUGCCUGAAUUGGGCUCCAAGAUAAGCCUAAUAUCUAAAGCAGACAUUCGUUACGAAGGCCGGCUUUUCACCGUCGAUCCUCAGGAAUGUACCAUCGCUUUGGCUAGCGUGCGCUCAUUUGGUACGGAGGAUAGAGAGACGCAGUACCCAGUUGCGCCUCAGAGCCAGGUGUAUGACUACAUCUUGUUCCGUGGGACUGACAUCAAGGAUAUCCGCGUGCUGAACAAUGUGCCCUCACUACCCAAUGACCCUGCCAUCAUGCAGAUGUCUGUGCCACCAACGCUUGGCGCAGGCAGUGCACCAGGCCAGUUUGCGGGGCAGUACAAUCACCCAGUGGUGGGGCAGACACAGUACUCGCAGUACCACCCGAUGUCGGGCUUCCAAGGAAGUGUCCAUUCUCAGCUCAGUAAGACCAGUGAGUUGUCUCCGCAAACCUCAGUGGAGCUGGCACCCCAGCCCCCACCGGCUGCGGGUCCGAUUGGCUCAGGAGUGGCGCAUCACGCCAAUCAAGUGAAAGACCAAGGUUCGAUGCUUGAACUCAUUGGAGGAGGAUCUCAACAAAGUGCUUCGCGUUCGGGUACGCCCGCGGUUGGCUCGCACAGGAAGAGCCCCACGUCCGAUCAGGGCACGCAGACCACAACAGCAGAUUCUGGAGGGAUAUACUCGCAAACAAUAAAUGUGGUCGGGUCCGUGGCUAGUGGGUCUAGCCAGCAACGCGACAGCCGACGUGGCAGCAACGGUCAGGCCCAAAAGGGUCCCGCGAAUCGCAACCGCACGAACUCGCGCAACCGCCAACGUUACCCCAGCGGGGGCGCGCCGGGGGCCCACCAGCCUCAUCAGCAGCAACACCAGCAGCAGCAUCAGCAGCAACCGCACCAACAGCAGCAGAUGCAGCAUAACCAGCACAACCAGGCGACCUCAAACCAGCAGCAACAUCAUCAUCACCAGUCUGGUAACUUCUCUGGCGCCGGGCAGGGCUACGGUCGCGGCGGCUGGCGGGGCCGGCCCCGUGGUCGCGGCCGCGGCUUCGUUCCAAGAAACAAGAACACCCUCAAGUUCGACAAAGACUAUGAUUUUGAACAAGCUAACACAGAAUUUGAGGAGCUUCGCAGCCAAUUGGCCAAGACUAAGAUCUCAGACGGCGAGGUGAAAGUUGAGGAGUCUGAAGUAAUUAUUAUAACGCAGGGUGAGGUUGAUAAGAAGGAUGACUCUGGAAACGAGACGGGUGCUGGUGAACCGGAGGUUGAUGAAGACCAGAAUGGUUACACAGGGUAUGACAAGAACAAGAGUUUCUUUGACAACAUCUCCUGCGAGGCUGUUGAGAGGUCCAAGGGUAGGAGCCAGCGAACGGAUUGGAGGACGGAGCGCAAGCUGAACUCGGAGACGUUCGGCGUGGCGUCCGCGCGUCGCGGCGCCUGGCGCGGCCGCGGCGGCUGGCGCCACCACAACCCGCAGCACCAGCAGUAUGCUAACUACGUGCACAGUUUCUCGGACGACGGCAGAUGGCGCGCAAUGCGCGGCGGGCCCCGUGGCGGCCCGCGUGGCGGCCCGCGCGGGCCCCGCGUGCAGCCCGCGCCCAGCGCGCAGCCGCAGCCCGCGCAGCCCCAACCCGCACCCACCGCAGGUAGCUAAGUAGGAUUUGAUGGAGAGCGUCCGCUACACCGAAAGAAUUUUUUAUCGCAGCAGGGACUAUUCAAAAAUGGAUAAGUGACGGAAAGUGUUAGUUUGGUGAUGAAGUGUCUUGUAUUGAUUUGAAAAGUAAAUGUCUUUGCGGGAAGUUUAAUUGUUGUGCAGAUUCAAGUUGAUGGACAUUGUUUUGGUGUGAUAGUGUUGUAUCCAAUAUAAUGGAAGGAUAAAGAUGGAAUUUCCCGUAAGAGCGCGACAGAACAAAAUGUCGGCACUAAGACGGCUCACUGUUAGUAUAAUGUAAGUAUAGGAGUGUCGUGAGCGAUAACGCAAUUAGGCAGGAUGUUGGCAUCAACUAAAUUGAAUUGUAUAAUGUCACAAGUCGACCAAUAGCUGAGGAUAUUAGGCUCAUUUGUGUAAUGCCAAUGUUAUCGGUGAGUGAGAUAGAUGCCACUUGUAAAUUUCAGGGAGGCUAUGUAAUAAAAAGUUGCAUAGGACACAAUUUAUUUAUGCAAUGAAUUAUAAAUAUUUUCAUAAAGCUUUCCUCCUCACCUGUUAUGAUUAAUUGUGCCUAUUUAGUUUUAAACCAUAUAUAUUUAAUGUACCUACUAAAAGGUCUUGAAUGGACGUUGCGCCUCCAUUUUAUUUAUUAAUUGCGAUGACAUGCGACAGUCCGCAGCAGUCCUGCUAGUAAAUUAAAGCGAGGAUAAAUUAGUUUCUAUUACCUGCUGGCCAGAAGUUUGAUGUGUAAUUAUAUAAAUCAUUGUGGGUUAGAGGCUGCCUCGGCAUGUUAUAAAUGUAAAGUGUUUAUUGACUGUCGUUCAUUUGUAGUUAGUACUAAAUAAAUGUGAUAGAGGGGACUGCUGCCAGUGUACGGAGACGUGUUGAGGGCACCAGCAUGUAUCAGAUCGGAUCGCCCGUGCCAACUACUUGUUUUACACAAUAUCAACACAGUAAAGUCUAUGUUUAUUCAAUAAAAUUCUUGUAAUAUUCAGUUCUCGAAAAGGACUAUUGUAUUUUCUUGUAGUUGAUUUGGAAUCAUUAACUUUUACCUACAUGUGUUCAUCUGCGAGUCCUUUUCAUGCAAAAAUCUGAAAUAAACUUGACAAACAUUUGAUAUUUGUAAAAAUCUGUAACUCAAAAGCUGUACCUGGUGAUUGUAACAAUAUAAAAUAUAACUUUACUACAAAUCUUCCAAAA
Messenger RNA from Helicoverpa armigera (cotton bollworm), 2951 nucleotides. Its product is annotated as protein LSM14 homolog car-1. The transcript is spliced from 10 exons. The record is from RefSeq and is a predicted model, not a curated record. Gene Ontology annotation, cellular component: P-body. Gene Ontology annotation, molecular function: mRNA binding. The coding region runs from base 114 to 1757 and encodes 547 amino acids. Gene Ontology annotation, biological process: cytoplasmic stress granule assembly; P-body assembly. Lineage: Eukaryota; Metazoa; Arthropoda; Insecta; Lepidoptera; Noctuidae.